AUGAAGGACCAACCCGUCCUAACAUUAACUUAUGUGACAUUUUUACUCAGAAACCCAAAAGAAAGAAAGAUUAAGAAAAAGGGUAGCCUCAGAGCAAAAUCAGAAAUCCCAACAAAUCCAAACUAUCUCUAUGAACGAAAUUAUCCAAAAGCAAACCCAGACCCUGGCUCAACCCCAACCAGAAGAAAGAGUAACAAAAUCUCUAUUCUUCAAACACGUGAAGAUAAAUUAGAAAUCUCUCAAGAAACAUACAGUAGCAAUAAGGAUGACUUUUUCAAUACUUACAAAAGUGAGGACGAUUUGGAAAAGGUCGAAAGCUAUUAUAUGGAUAGAGGCCAAACUGAUGAUAAGAAAUUGUACCUCAAUCCCUGGGAAAAUGUGUAUAGCCCUGCUAUAUAUUUAACCGCUAUUAAAGAAAUUUCUACUCCUAAUAUUAAUAAAAAACCCAAACCAACCUUUGCCAAAAUAAUUAAUGAGUUA
Racocetra persica is the source of this 480-nucleotide messenger RNA. NCBI's taxonomy places the organism in Eukaryota, Fungi, Glomeromycota, Glomeromycetes, Diversisporales, Gigasporaceae. The record is from the annotation of a GenBank genome assembly.